Molecule: messenger RNA, 1365 nt
Organism: Melanotaenia boesemani (Boeseman's rainbowfish)
Lineage: Eukaryota; Metazoa; Chordata; Actinopteri; Atheriniformes; Melanotaeniidae
Gene: il15l
Product: interleukin 15, like
Exons: 5
Coding region: 465-911 (148 amino acids)
Biological process (GO): neutrophil activation; positive regulation of cytokine production; immune response
Cellular component (GO): extracellular region
Molecular function (GO): cytokine activity; cytokine receptor binding
Source: RefSeq, a predicted model, not a curated record
AACAAAGUUGGGAGAAAAGCUGAGAGACGCUCUGCUGAAAGCUGAAGUCCUCACAUUUUCUGUCCAUUUGCAACCUGAGCUGCUGGUGGAAGGAAACGUGCAGCUGAAACCUUAAAAUGAACAAAAGAACUUUGACUUGCUGGACCAGGAGGAUAAACUGUGGUUUCUGAUGUGCAGUUUGCUUUUUUGAUGGUUUUCAGGAAUCAGACUGUCAUUCUUAUUUUUGUUUACUAUGCUUUUGCAGCAGUGAACCAUCUGCUUCACAACUUCACCGUGACCCUUCCAGAUACUUUCAGCUGCUGUGGCUCUAGAACGGACCUCUGCAGGAUUUCUGACGCAUGUUAUUCACUCGAACCUCCUGAUAUGGACUUCUGUCUGUGCAAACCCUGCCAGGUGCAACAAAUUUGAAUGUGAGGUCUGAGGAUGCUGGUGAGGAUGUAGAUGAUGGUUCUGCUGCUCGUGCCAUGCUGAGUGGGAGGUCAGCUCUUGCGAGUGUGUUUCUGUGCUCUGUUUGUCUGGUUGUGCUGCCACAGCAACCAGCCGGAAAGAUUCGCUGCUCAAGAGACCUCUUCAAGCAGGUGGAUACCAUCAAGAAAAUUGUUACAGACAAGGACUGGUUGGACUGCAAACUGUACUCACCCACCGUCCAGGAUGUUAAGCACAACUGUUCCAGUUCCACGCUGAGAUGCUUUGCUGCUGAAAUGAACGUCCUCACCAUGGAGCUGGUGGACAGCGGCCUGAAGUAUGAUUUAAGAAUGAAAAUCAGCAGGGGGCUGGAAAGACUGGCGAAGCUGUUGGAGCAGACGGAGUCGGCCUGCCGUCAGUGUGAAUUCUUCACGGAGAAAAACGCCACCAUGUUCCUCGAAGAUCUUGUGCUGACUCUGAAAGCUAUUUACGAGAAGCACUGCUGAAGGACUUCUUCCAAAGGAGGCUUGCAGCCUGGUUUCCGCUACAGGAGCUUCUCGUUUCCCCCGAACACCAAUAAAAACUGCUGCAGCUGGGAGGAAAAAAUAGAGAAUAAAACAUCUGUGUUGCCGUUUCAUUCAUCUGAUCUGAACCAGCUGUGAAAUAUUUGUUUUGUUUAUGUUCGGUUAGAUAACCUGGGAGGUGGUUGGUGUCUGCAGCAGGACUUUAAUGCUACUUAGAUAAUUAUUUAAAGCAGUUUCCAUGAGUGAUGCCAUGUUUAAAUCCCGCCUUCUGCUCCAGAAUCGAGGAAGGUUUACAUAUAAACCUGCCUUCCAGGAAGCCUGUUUCUAAGGCAGCUUUUAAAAUGUUUUUCAUAAACUUUGAGAAGGAAAAUGAAGGUGAAGCUCGUCUGAUCUCAAGAUGGACUUUUUAACAGCGUCAAUAAACUGCCUGAUAACA